Molecule: messenger RNA, 1129 nt
Organism: Fomitopsis serialis
Lineage: Eukaryota; Fungi; Basidiomycota; Agaricomycetes; Polyporales; Fomitopsidaceae
Exons: 2
Coding region: 493-1104 (203 amino acids)
Source: RefSeq, a predicted model, not a curated record
AUCCUUGCGUUGGUAGAUCCUUCUCCUCAGCCAUCUGUCAACCACACAGUGGCGGGGAGGCGCGACCAUAGACGCACCUAGUUUACAUAGAAGACAUUUCACGAACAUCUCACGACCGUGCAAGUUCCAGGGCCAGCCGAAGAGCGGCUCGAAUCGACAACUCGUGAGUUGCAGCGCAGCAGUUGAGCCGGGCGCGAUGGCCUCAGGCCUGCUUAGGCUUCCAUCUCUCCGACGAUCACUAGUGUGGUGUCAUGUAAGCCGAGGCCAUGCAGAAACUCACCUUUUUUGAGUCUCAGCCAGCCCGCCGCUCAAGGGCCGGAACGCCCUGUGUAUUGACGAGGAAGUCCCGAGGCUCACCUUGGCCAGCGUCUGCUCAGCGUUCACGGCAUGCUGAGCAAUCCACAGCUUCAGCUUCAGCCCGCAUUCCGGCAUCUGCCAUAGCUGAAAUCAGACACCGCGCAGCGUAUCAAAGUUAUCGCAUAGCAGUUCGUCAUGGCAUGCCAGACACCUAGCGGAGUGUCCCCGCCAUACUACACAUGUGGGCCGGAUCAUGCAUCUUACCCGAGUUGGCACUGCACCGGGAUCUUGCACGUCAACACCGAAGGUCGGAAAUGGAUGUAUCUUACAGUAAUUGUAAGUUUUGACGGGUGUCCACUUGGUCGCCCCAUCCAUCAACUGCUGUUUUCAUUUGGUCGAGAGACCGUGGUGGUGAGACUCCCCAGCUCUGAUUGUCGCCGCAAUGCUAGCUCGGCGCGCAGACGAGCAAGAUUGGAAGCGGUGAAGGCCUGGGUGAACUGCCAGCCGGAGAGCGCCCCCGUCAAUACGCCGCAAAUUAUGGAUGUGUUCCUAUUGAACCUGAACAGCUUCGAACCUAGUAUAGCUGGAAGAUGCAAGGCCAACGCGGCUAUGAGACUCAUGACACCAAAGAAUGGCGACCGGAUAUGGAGACCCACAGCCUACCAGACCAGCAGAAAGACCAGCGAAGAUGCCGUCUUUCCUUGCUUCCUGAAGCACUCCAGCAUCGUUGUGAGAAAUGCUGCGUACAGAGUGGCUAGAAGUCGUUACCUUGGUGCAUCUCGCUACCGCAUCUGCGGGCAGGCCUGACGUAUGGGCAGAGUCCGACAUGGGG